ACCUAAGAGCAGACUUCUGCCCCCUCAUACACCAGUUCAAAAUGCCUGCAGAUUACAAUGGACGGUGGGAGAUGGUGAGCAACGACAACUUUGAGGAAGUCAUGAAGGCCCUCGACAUUGACUUUGCCACCAGAAAGAUAGCCUCCCACCUGCAUCAGACAAAAAUGAUUGUCCAGACUGGAGACAAGUUUGAAACAAAGACCCUGAGCACCUUCAGAAACUACGAGGUCAACUUCACCGUGGGAGUGGAGUUUGAGGAGCACACAAAGGGGCUGGACAACCGGAAGGUCAAGACACUGGUUACCUGGGACGGAGACAAGCUGGUGUGUGUUCAGAAGGGGGAGAAAGAAAAUCGUGGCUGGACGCAGUGGAUCGAGGGAGACAUGCUACACCUGGAAAUCACUGUGCUCGACAAAGUCUGCCACCAAGUAUUUAAGAAGGGCCAGUAAGAUGGGAACGACCCUUAUCUGCACAACAAUGUCUGAAAAAACCUUUAUGAAAAUAACUUUUUGUCAUAUUUGCUAAAACUUUCACUUGACAUUGACAGUACUACAUUACAUAUUACAACAAUUAUCUGCGAAAAAAUCAGGUUUCUCUGGCUCAUCCUAGUGGUCCUGAUGGUAUUUGCAAUAAACCACCAGGCCUGAACGAAAACAACCAAUCAGAGCCAAGAAGAUUGCUGAUUGUUGAGUCUCACUCCAAGAGCGUCAACUUUGGGACCCUGGAAAACUCAACAAUCCAUUUUUCAUUCUCCAACCCAUUUUCAUUCUCUUUAUAUCUUUCUUGGCUCUGAUUGGUUGUUUUCAUUCAGGCCCGGUG
This is a messenger RNA of Morone saxatilis (striped sea-bass), 819 nucleotides long. RefSeq names its product retinol-binding protein 2-like. Gene Ontology annotation, biological process: fatty acid transport. The record is from RefSeq and is a predicted model, not a curated record. Gene Ontology annotation, molecular function: fatty acid binding. The coding region runs from base 42 to 449 and encodes 135 amino acids. Lineage: Eukaryota; Metazoa; Chordata; Actinopteri; Moronidae. The transcript is spliced from 4 exons. Gene Ontology annotation, cellular component: nucleus; cytosol.